Molecule: messenger RNA, 366 nt
Organism: Rangifer tarandus platyrhynchus (Svalbard reindeer)
Lineage: Eukaryota; Metazoa; Chordata; Mammalia; Artiodactyla; Cervidae
Source: the annotation of a GenBank genome assembly
AUGGCCCACAGUGAGGGCUCGUUCGCCCCGGGUUACUCCCUCGCCUCCCUGAAGGACGGUGCGGACAGGGCCUGCGUCACAGACGACACAAACGUCGUUUGUACGAGGCCUGAGGAUUCUUCAAUAGGAGCAUCAGCCAUCAUUCCACCUAUACGCAGAAGAGCAGAGCCAGGACCGGGAGCCCUGUCUGAGGAGGACCAGCUCUCCCCGGGGCAGCUGGUGACACGUGAUUAUCGCCUGUGGCUCAGGCUGCCCCCUGCCUGCUGGGAGCCCCAACAGGGGCUGGUGAUGUGCACACGGGCUCCAGGUCCUCAUAAGGAACUGAAUGCUAAUGACAGACACCCAGGAGGCAGCAGAUGUCCCUAG